This is a messenger RNA of Myotis myotis, 4300 nucleotides long. RefSeq names its product roundabout guidance receptor 4 (gene ROBO4). NCBI's taxonomy places the organism in Eukaryota, Metazoa, Chordata, Mammalia, Chiroptera, Vespertilionidae. The coding region runs from base 92 to 3097 and encodes 1001 amino acids. Gene Ontology annotation, molecular function: protein binding. Gene Ontology annotation, cellular component: plasma membrane; axon. The record is from RefSeq and is a predicted model, not a curated record. Gene Ontology annotation, biological process: axon guidance; cell-cell adhesion. The transcript is spliced from 18 exons.
CCACCAACGGCCUGCCCGCCCCUCCCCUCCCUGUGAGCUCAGAGCCGCAAGACAAAGUGCUUGGGACCAGGACAGAGACCUGAGAGCAGCCAUGGGCUCCGGAGGAGCGGGUCUCCCUGGGGUCUGGUGGCCCCUGCCUCUCCUGCUUCUGUUCAUGGGAGGCACGGCUCAGGACUCCCCACCCCAGAUCAUAGUCCACCCCCAGGACCAGCUGCUCCAAGGCCCUGAGCCCGUCCAGAUGAGCUGCCAAGCCUCCGGCCAGCCGCCUCCCACCAUCCACUGGCUGCUGAAUGGGCAGCCCCUGAGCAUGGAGCCCCCAGACACACACCAGCUCCUACCUGAUGGAACCCUGCUGCUGCACUGGCCCUCCACCCAGGCUCACGCCCGAAACAACCAGGCCCUAUCCACGGACCUGGGCAUCUACACAUGUGAGGCCAGCAACCGGCUGGGCACAGCGGUGAGCCGCGGCGCGCGGCUGUCUGCGGCUGUCCUUCAGGAGGAUUUCCGGGUCCAGCCCCAGGACACAGUGGCCACGGUGGGCGAGCAGGUGAUCCUGGAGUGCUGGCCACCCUGGGGCUACCCAGAGCCCACGGUCUUGUGGUGGAAGGAUGAGAAACCCCUGGCCCUCCAGCCGGGGCGGCACAGGGUGUCCAGUGGCUCCUUGCGGAUGCUAAGAGCAGAGAAGAGUGACUCAGGGACUUAUAUGUGUGUAGCCACCAACAACGCGGGACAGCGGAAGAGCCGGGCAGCCAGGGUGUCUGUCCAGGAGCCUCUGGAGCUUCUGGCUGUGCGCAUUCAGCUGGAAAACGUGACCCUGCUGAACCCGGGUCCCUCCGAGGGCACCAAGCCUGCGCCUGCCGUGUGGCUCAGCUGGAAGGUCAGCGGCCCUGCUGCCCCUGCCCAGUCCUACACGGCGCUAUUCAGGACCCAGCCGGUGCCAGGAGGCCAGGGAGCUCCGUGGGCAGAGGCCCCGCUGGCUGGCUCGCAGAGCGCGGAGCUCGGGGGCCUCCGCUGGGGUCAAGACUACGAGUUCAAAGUGAGACCGUCCUCCGGCCGGGCUCGGGGCCCUGACAGCAACGUGCUGCUCCUGAGGCUGCCUGAGCAAGUGCCCAGCGCCCCUCCCCAGGAGGUGACCCUAAAAUCGGGCAAUGGCAGCAUCCUUGUGAACUGGGUCCCACCACCUGCUAAAAACCACAAUGGCAUCAUCCGUGGCUACCAGGUGUGGAGCCUGAGCAACACCUCAUGGCCGCCAACCAACUGGACAGUGGCCGGUGAGCAGACCCAGCUGGAGAUUGCCACCCAAACGCCAGGUUCCUACUGUGUGCAGGUGGCUGCCGUCACCGGCGCUGGGGCUGGGGAGCCCAGUAGCCCCGUCUGCCUCAUUUUAGCUCUUCCCCCUUCUCUGUCCGACCCUCGUUGUUCCCCCUGCCCCCUACCCCUGAGCUCCAAAUCCUAUACAGAGCAGACCAUGGAGCGAGCCACCUGGGAGCCCAAAGACCCCGGCCCAUGGAUCCUGGAGCAGCUGAGAGCAACGUUGAAGCGUCCAGAGGUCAUUGCCACCGGGGCUGUCCUGCUCUGGCUGCUGCUGCUGGGCACCACUGUGUGUAUCCACCGCCGGCGCCGCGCUGGGGUGCACCUGGGCCCAGGUCUGUAUAGAUAUACCAGCGAGGACGCCAUCCUAAAACACAGGAUGGACCACAGCGACUCCCCCUGGCUGGCAGACACUUGGCGAUCCACCUCCUGCUCUCGGGACCUGAGCAGCAGCAGCAGCCUUAGCAGCCGGCUGGGAGUGGACCCCCGGGACCCACUGGACCGCCGGCGCUCCUUGAUCUCCUGGGAUCCCCGCAGCCCUGGGGUGCCUCUGCUUCCCGACACCCGCACUUUUUAUGGCUCCCUCAUCGCUGAGCUGCCUUCCAGCCCCCCAGCCCGGCCAAGCCCCCAGGCCCCAGCUCUCAGGCGCCUCCGACCUCAGCUGGCCCGGCUCUCCAGCCCCUGGCCCAGUUCCGACAGCCUCUGCAGCCGCCGGGGGCUCUCUUCCCCUCGCUUCUCUGUAGCCCCUGCAGAGGCUUGGAAGGCCAAAAAGAAGCAAGAGCUGCACCAGGCCAACAGCUCCCCGCUGCUCCGGGGCAGCCACCCUAUGGAGCUCUGGGCCUGGGAGGCAGGAAAUAAAGGCUCCAAGAACCUUUCCCAAAGCCCAGGACCUGUGCCCCGAACUCUGGUUGCCUGGAGGGCCCUGGGACCGCAGAUCCUCAGCUCCUCCAGCGAGCUGACUUGCCCUCUCCGGCCAGCACCCCUCUCUUCUCAUGAACCCCCCACUCAGAAUCAACAGACCCAGCACACGGCAGAGCCCCGAGCUCCCUCCCCCCACCCCCUGUCAGCAGCCCCCAUUCCCACCUGCAGGCCCUCCAGUACCGCCAGCCACUCCAGCCACCGGGCCUCCUCCCUGUCCGGUCCCAGCCCAACCUCCAGUCGCCUGUCCAGCUCUUCGCUGUCAUCCCUGGGGGAGGAUCAGGACAGUGUGCUGACUCCUGAGGAGGUGGCCCUGUGCCUGGAGCUCAGUGAGGGUGAGGAGACCCCCAGGAACAGCGUCUCUCCAAUGCCAAGGGCUCCUUCACCCCCCAGCACCUACGGGUACAUCAGCGUUCCCACAGCUUCAGAGCUGGCAGACAUGGGCAGAGCUGCCGGAGGGGUAGGGUCUGAGGUGGGGAGUUUGCUGUGCCCACCUCGGCCCUGCCUCACCCCCACCCCCAGUGAGGGCUCCCUGGCCAAUGGCUGGGGCUCAGCCUCCGAGGACAACGCCCCCAGUGCCAGAGCCAGCCUGGUCAGCUCCUCGGACGGCUCCUUCCUGGCCGAUGCCCACUUCGCACGGGCCCUGGCAGUGGCCGUGGACAGCCUUGGCUUUGGUCUGGAGCCCAGGGAGGCAGACUGCGUCUUCACAGGUGCCUCAUCGCCUCCCUCCCCCCGGGAUGACCGCUUGCUGACUCGCACCCUCUCCCUGCCCCUGUGGGGGUGGAGGUCAGACUGGCUAGAGGACCUGGAGAACAACCACAUCCAGCGACUGGGCAGAGGGCUGCUGCCCUGGCCCCCCAACUCUUAGAACUCUCCCCAGAGAAGCCAUCUCAGCUGUGCUGCACCCAAGGCUGGCCAGACUCGUCCUGAGGCAUGUCCCCGAGACUCCCCACCCCAGCCCCCCAAGAAGAGACUCAGAACUCCCUCUCCUAUCAGCCACGGGCCCUGAGGAGGGCUGGGCCCUGGACUGCAGAUCUUGGUCGGUGCAUCUCUGCCCUUGGGUACAUCUGGCCUCCAGGAGAGCUCGCCCUCCUUGACCGUGAAAAGGAAUGAAGCAACACAAUCAGAGCAAAGCAGACCCGGAGCCCCCGGAGCAAAGAACGGUCUCCACCUGGCGCCUUGCUUGUCCUCGGCUCUGCCCAACCCCACAACCAAACUGUCUGGCUUAAGGAGCCAGCCCAUCUCCUGCUCUCCCAUCCACGGGGAUCAUGAGACAUGGGGGAGCCAGGGAUCUUUCUGGGGGGCAGUGGCAGCUUGUGGGGGUGGGCCGUGGAGGAAGGGGCUCCUCAAGCCUCCCUUCAGCCUCACUGGACCGUGUUCCGUAGAGGGGCUCCACGCCCGCCCCCCCCCCCCACACACACACACCAUGUAAAGGAGAUACAGAGCAGAGCCCUGAGCCACGAGGCCCAACCCAGCACCAAGGCAAAGUCCCAGGCGGACCAGGGAGGGAGCUCCAGGGCGGGAGGUGCGGAAUGGGGACAAAACCACCCUCCCCGCACUGCUGUCAAGUGAGCCCAAGGAAUUAAUACUAUGACAUGGCAAUGCCCUGAGUUCCGUGAGCUCUUUUCCCGGAGUGUCGUUUGCGGGGUGAAGGGGGGCACGUGGAGAUAGAGAAAGAAUUGCCUGAACUGGAAAGGGAGCAGACAUUGGCUGACACUGGGCCAUGUCACUCAUCCCUGUCCAGGAACUAAGGGGAGAAUUAUGUUCACCCAUCCGAUUGGAAGCAGGACCCAGGCAAGGGAGGGCUGGGCAUGGUCAGGGCCUGCUGGUCUUGGCAACUGUUCCUGAGAAGACAACUCCUGCCUCCAGCCGCCCCAGCCCCCUCCCCAGAGACCAGUCCCAGGUGGUUUCUUAAAACAACGUAGCUCAUCCCACAAAAGGUAGAGCCACCUGUCAUGAUUGGCUGGUGCACACCCUUCCACCAGAACAACACAGCAAACCAGCAGUGGAGCGGGACUCCCGGGGCCUCCGCCCCAGACAGCGGAGGGGAGCAGGUGACGAUGUCUCCCCC